UACAGUACACCGAGGACCGCGGGGCCGUACCGGACGUGCCUUUACCACUCUCUCAGGUGCAGUACCUACAUUGGUACGGCGUGGUAUUACGUUUGUGACAGCACACCGCAGUGAUGAGCUCAACCGAAGAGCCUUGGAUUGGUCCUCUUGACAUUCUACUGGCUAUAGCUCUCGUUUCGGUGUUUGUCUGGUACUUACGGCGCAGGAGACAACAAGCCAAAGACAGAGAAAUGAUAGACCUCCCUCCCAUUAGAGUGCCAGAGACAGGUGCAAACAAAACGACUUUGACCGGAAAGCUUGUUGACAGGAUGAAGUCUAGUAAUAAAAAUUUGGUCGUUUUCUACGGAUCACAGACGGGGACAGCUGAAGAUUUUGCUGGCCGUUUGGGAAAAGAAGGACAUCGGUUUGGGCUAAGAGGUUUGGUGGUAGACCUUGAAGAGUGUGACAUGGAAGAACUACCUAAGUUGCCAGAGAUUGAGAAUUCUCUGGUUCUCUUUUGCAUGGCUACAUAUGGAGAAGGUGACCCAACCGACAAUGCUCAAGAGUUUUAUGAUUGGCUCAAGGACACAGACGAAGAUUUAAGCGGCUUAAAAUAUGCUGUGUUUGGUCUGGGUAACAAGACAUAUGAACACUUCAAUGCAAUUGGACGUUUUGUGGAUGCUCAAUUGGAGAAGCUUGGAGCAGAGCGUGUAUUUGAGAGAGGGGAAGGAGAUGACGAUGCAAAUAUUGAAGAGGACUUUGUCACUUGGAAAACUAACUUGUGGCUAGCAGUUUGUGAGAAGUUUGGACUAGAAGCUUCUGGUGAAGAUGAAAGCCUUCGUGACUUUCGAUUGGAAGUUUAUGAGAAUCUUGACAGAAGCAAGGUCUUUACAGGAGAAAUGGGGAGAUUGAAGUCUUACAACCAUCAAAAGCCUCCUUAUGAUGCUAAGAAUCCUUACAUGGCACCCUUGCUCGUGAAUACAGAACUGCACAAAAGUGGUGAUCGGUCAUGCAUGCACAUUGAACUGGAUAUCUCUGGAACGAAUAUAAGGUACAGUGCUGGAGAUCAUGUGGCCAUCUACCCUACCAACAAUGCUGCAAUAGUACAGAAGCUUGCUGAUUUACUUCAAUUCGAUUUGGAUCAAGUGUUUAGUCUCAUCAGUGUUGAUGAACAAGCCACCAAGAAAAACCCAUUUCCAUGUCCAUGUUCUUUUCGAACAGCUUUGUUACAUUAUGUCGAUAUCACUAGCCCUCCUCGAACUCACGUUUUAAAGGAAAUUGCUAGGUAUGCUUCUGACAAGAAUGAGAUUGAUACUCUGCUUCAGAUGGGAUCUGGAUCAGAAGAAGGAAAGAGUGAGUACAAUGAGUGGGUUAUUAAGGAUCAUCGCAGUAUUGUUGAAGUGCUGGAAAGCAUGCCUUCUGUUCGUCCUCCGAUUGAUCAUGUACUGGAACUGCUUCCUCGGUUACAAGCUCGUUACUUCUCAAUAUCUUCAUCGCCAAAGAUGUAUCCAGAAACCAUUCAUGUAACUGCAGCGCUAGUGGACUACAAGACAAGGAUUGGGCGGCGUGUUGAAGGCGUAGCAACAUCAUGGCUUGCCACAAAACGACCCAAUGACCACAGUCCACCCAAGGUGCCUAUUUUUGUUCGCAAGUCAAACUUUCGUCCACCCAUUAGAGCCAUUAAUCCGGUCAUUAUGAUUGGCCCUGGCACAGGAUUAGCUCCAUUUCGUGGAUUUAUACAAGAUCGAAGUGUUCUUGUGAAGAAAGGUCAAAAGAUAGGAGACACAUUGCUGUUUUUUGGAUGCCGAAGAAAAUCAGAGGACUAUCUGUAUGAAGAAGAACUCAACAGUUAUCUGGAGGAGGGAACAUUGAAAGAUCUGCAAGUAGCUUUCUCAAGAGACCAGGAUCACAAAAUCUAUGUAACUCACUUGCUUCAAAAUUGCAAGGAGACGGUCUGGAAGCUUGUAAGUGAUGGUGGACACAUCUGUGUUAGUGGUGAUGCCAAGUCUAUGGCACGGGAUGUGCAUAAUGCGCUAGUUAAAAUUUGUCAGAAUUGUGGAAAAAUGACUGAAGCAGAGGCAGAAACAUACAUCAAGACACUGUCUACCAAAGGACGGUACUCAGUAGAUGUGUGGUCCUAAUGGUAGCAGACUGGUAGGCUGAAUUGGUAGGAGAUUAAUUGUGUAGUCUAAGUUUCCUAUCCAGAAAUACAACUAUGCUCAGUUAGUAUG
Corticium candelabrum is the source of this 2210-nucleotide messenger RNA. RefSeq names its product NADPH--cytochrome P450 reductase-like. Lineage: Eukaryota; Metazoa; Porifera; Homoscleromorpha; Homosclerophorida; Plakinidae. The record is from RefSeq and is a predicted model, not a curated record. Gene Ontology annotation, cellular component: cytosol. Gene Ontology annotation, biological process: response to hormone. The transcript has 16 exons. Gene Ontology annotation, molecular function: NADPH-hemoprotein reductase activity; FMN binding; flavin adenine dinucleotide binding. The coding region runs from base 114 to 2120 and encodes 668 amino acids.